Messenger RNA from Trypanosoma theileri, 1353 nucleotides. RefSeq lists its product as uncharacterized. The record is from RefSeq and is a predicted model, not a curated record. Bases 1 to 1353 code for a protein of 450 amino acids. NCBI's taxonomy places the organism in Eukaryota, Euglenozoa, Kinetoplastea, Trypanosomatida, Trypanosomatidae. The transcript has a single exon.
AUGUUCGUCCAACUGCGUCGUGUGGUGUUCCUGUUGGUACUUCUGCAAUGUUGUGCGUGUGUGGCAUAUGCGCAAGUUGAGUUUGACCAUGAUAAAGAAGCCACGAGAACGAAAAACAAUCUGCAAACGGCAGUGAGUGAUGCCUACGUAAUGCUUGCAGAGGGGAGGAGUUGUUUGUCAUUCUUGAAGAAUGAAAUGAAAGAUAGCAAUGAGAGUGUUUUGUACGCCAAGAAAGUUGCCGAAGAUACCGUUGGGAUUCUUGAUGGGAUUGAGGGUAAGAAAAACGAUCGAGGGAAAAUUCAAAUACUACUUGAUAAAGUAAGGACGGCAAUGGGUGACACGGAGGACGCACUGAGGUCGGCAACAAUUGCAGUUGGACGAAAAAGAGCCGCAAAUCAGGCAUGCCACGCUUCACGUGGUAACGUGGCUCACGUUUUGAGUGAACUCGAAAAAAAACGCCAGGGAUUGGAGAGUUAUAUGACAAAGGGAGAUGUGUGGUACGGGAACGAGGAGUGCAAGCAACUUGUAAUGAACAGCACUAAAGUACAUGGAGAACUACAAAAUGUUAGUGCGCAGAUCUACCAAUUGAACUGGAACGGCGUCAAUACGAUGACGGAAGAGGUGAAAACACUGGAAGGGGCGAUAAAGACAUUGAAUGAUGCGAAAAAAAAACUCGAAACACUUGCAACGAGCCUCGAACGUGAGAGGACAGACGUGGGAAGGAUAGGGGCGAUCCAGAACGUUACAAAGGUAAUGGGGGAAGUUGCAAACAAUGGUGAAGUGCAAUUAAAGGUAGUCUCGCAAAAACCAAAAACGGAUAUGAAGGGUAACGAAGUAAUAGAAGGGGUAACAGUGAAAGAAGGCGACACUCUUAAGAAAAUAGAUCAAGAAAAAAAAAAACAAAUGGUGGUUAAGGCGGUGCAACUAAAGGAAGAAAUCUUCAAGGGAGCGAAGGAGCAUCUACGGCAGAGAGAGGAAGUGGAAAAACAACAUAUUGUUGAGACGAUCCAGGCCGAAGAGAAAGCGAAAAAGGAAAGGGAGAGACGAGUUGCAGAAGAGAAGAAGAAGAAGGAAGAAGAGAGAAAGAAGAUCGAGGAGCAGCAAAGAAGGGUCGAAGAAGAAAAAAAGAGGGUUGAGGAAAAAAAGAAAAAAGCUGAGGAAGAAAAAAGGAAGGAUGAGGAACGGAAGAAAUUGGAGGAGGAAAAGAAGAAGAUUGAAGAACAGAAAAGAAAGGCUGAGGAAGAAAAAACGAAACCCGUGAUGAAAAAAGAUGGCAGCAGCGGUCCUGCUUUCGUACACAGUCCCUUAUUGUUGCUUCUGCUGUGUGUGUUGGGUUGCACUCUCGUGUGCUGA